AUGGUCUGGGUUUUCAAAUUGCCUGCUAAUCACGUAAAUUUCAUUAGUAACCCAAAUAGAAAGGUGCACGCCUACCUUUUUCUUUCACAGGUUUACGACGUCAGCUCGUUUCUCUCCGAACAUCCUGGAGGUUUUCAAGUUAUCGCUGAACUAGCUGGGCAGGACGCCACCGCCGCUUUCGAAGAUGUCGGGCACUCAAAGGAUGCUAGAGAAAUGACCAAAGAAUAUCUGAUCGGAAAGCUCGAGGCCAGUUCAUCGUCUAGCGCCGUAAAAGCCGACGCUGGUAGUUCAGCAGAGCAAGGAUGUUCGAUAUCUUGCGCUCUAAAGAAGGCCAAAGAAAUCAUUCUCUCUCCAACGUGGUCGAACUUCCUGAUCCCUACGACCAUUGGAAUAAUCAUUUAUGUUCUCUACAAAGGAGCCGUCAAGGCAUUGGAGUGA
This is a messenger RNA of Haemonchus placei, 438 nucleotides long. NCBI's taxonomy places the organism in Eukaryota, Metazoa, Nematoda, Chromadorea, Rhabditida, Trichostrongylidae. The record is from the annotation of a GenBank genome assembly.